This is a messenger RNA of Olea europaea var. sylvestris, 1363 nucleotides long. RefSeq names its product cyclin-dependent kinase B1-1. Bases 226 to 1137 code for a protein of 303 amino acids. The transcript is spliced from 5 exons. The record is from RefSeq and is a predicted model, not a curated record. NCBI's taxonomy places the organism in Eukaryota, Viridiplantae, Streptophyta, Magnoliopsida, Lamiales, Oleaceae. Gene Ontology annotation, molecular function: ATP binding; cyclin-dependent protein serine/threonine kinase activity; cyclin binding. Gene Ontology annotation, cellular component: nucleus; cyclin-dependent protein kinase holoenzyme complex; cytoplasm. Gene Ontology annotation, biological process: regulation of gene expression; signal transduction; G1/S transition of mitotic cell cycle.
CAUGUGCUGUCUAGGAGGAGCCGUUGCAGGAGGAAGAGAAGGCAGUUGAAAACAGAUGCUCUCUCCAAUUCUAGAUUUGACAUAAAAGUAUCCACCAUUUCUUCAUUAUCAAUUCAAAACCUGUAGAAUUACUGUAGGGUUUUUGAUCAAUUUCAUCAAGAAUCAGCAGUCGAGGGUUACUGCGGAAUUUGUGGUCGAUUCAAUUGAAUCAUCCAUCAUCAAAUAAUGGAAAAGUACGAGAAACUGGAGAAGGUAGGAGAAGGGACAUAUGGGAAGGUAUACAAGGCUAAGGACAAGGCAACUGGGCAGCUUGUUGCCCUAAAGAAAACCCGUCUCGAGAUGGACGAGGAGGGUGUUCCCCCAACAGCCCUCCGCGAGAUCUCCCUACUUCAAAUGCUCUCUCAUUGUCUCUAUGUGGUGCGCCUCAUCUGUGUCGAGCACGUUGAUAAGAAUGGAAAACCCGUCCUCUACCUCGUAUUUGAGUAUCUUGAUACUGAUCUCAAGAAGUUUAUUGACACUUUCCGUAAAGGCCCUAACGCUCGACCGUUGCCGCCUAAUCUCAUCCAGAGUUUUCUUUACCAGCUUUGCAAGGGGGUGGCACACUGCCACAGUCAUGGUGUCCUCCAUCGGGAUCUCAAACCCCAGAAUCUACUUGUUGAUAAGGAAAAAGGGAUCCUCAAGAUUGCGGAUCUUGGGCUAGGCAGGGCUUUCACUGUUCCCCUCAAGAGCUAUACCCACGAGAUUGUUACUCUCUGGUACAGAGCUCCUGAAGUUCUUCUGGGGUCCACUCAUUAUUCUACGGGUGUUGAUAUGUGGUCUGUUGGCUGUAUUUUUGCUGAGAUGGCAAGAAGACAGGCUUUAUUUCCUGGUGAUUCUGAGUUCCAGCAACUGCUCCACAUAUUUAGGUUGUUGGGAACACCAACAGAGAAACAGUGGCCUGGAGUUAGUUCACUGAGGGAUUGGCAUGUGUACCCACAAUGGGAACCACAAAACUUGGCUUGUUCUGUUCCAUCACUGGAACCCGAUGGAGUUGACCUUCUAUCAAAAAUGCUCAUGUAUGAUCCAGCUGAAAGAAUUUCUGCUAAAGUUGCUAUGGACCAUCCCUACUUCAAUGGCUUGGAUAAAACUCAAUUCUGAAGUUGAUGCCAGAGAUGUUUAGCAGAAGGACGAAGCCACCAUCGUUGAAGGAUGGCAUCAUCUUGUUGAUUUGAGCUUUCUUGCGUAUAACUGAUUGACUUUUACAUUGCAUUAAUCUCAUCAACAAUGCUGUACUCUUGAGGAAUUUAUUGUUGUUCUUAUAUUGUCAUUUUAGCUGAUUUGGUCAAAAUCCUGGUAAUAGUUCCCAUGGAAAGUGCUAGAUGUA